GCGGUCACGUGACAUCGGCUAUUGAUGAAGGGCAUCAGAUGGUUUUCGAUGUUUCAUGUGUAACGAUGCAGUAAUAAUCUAAAACUUGAUAUUACGAACAUCUAGACGGCGCAUGCUCAGUAAAUGGUGGUCUGUGCUUAAUGAGCCACAAUAUGUUGCGGCUUAGGUCUCACAUGAGUCUACCUGUAGCAGCGGGGGUUCUCCUCGUUGGGUUGCCGUACUCCAUUUCUCUUGCCGCUCAGUGGUUGUACGGUUGGCCCAAUAAGCCUGGAUACAAAAAGUACACAGAGGCCCUCAAACCAAGACGCAUAUACUGCUUAGCUAGAGCAGUGCUAGAAACUCUGAAGUAUCUGCAGUAUGGAAGACUUUACUUUAGAUGGAAAUCCUGGUAUAAGGAUGUUGAAAACUGUAAACAUUAUGAAAAGGGCAUCUCUUUUGGGCGUAGAGGUAACAAGCUGGACUUAUACUACUCCCCAAAAAUGGAAAAUGAAAAAAUUCCGCUUGUAGUUUUCAUCUACGGAGGUGCUUGGGGCUCUGGAGACAGGGCUAUUUAUUGCUUACUUGCCCGACACAUGGCUGAAGAAUUAAAUGCCACUGUAAUUUGUCCCGACUACAGCACUUAUCCAAAGAGCAAUGUUUUGGGAAUGAUUCAAGAUAUAGCAGACUGCCUCGUUUGGGCUAAAGAGAGUGCAGAGAAGUUUAAAUUUGAUCAUAACAAUAUUAUUUUAAUCGGACACUCCGCUGGUGCUCAUCUGUGCACACUGACUACUCUGUUUCUAAUUGACACAAGAGAGGAGCUUUUCAUUGAGGCAAGCAAACAGCAAGCUAUUACUCCAUCAAUAAAAGGUGUUAUAGGUCUCAGUGGAGUUUACAACAUCUUGGAUCAUUAUGAGCAUGAACAGAUGAGAGGGAUUGAAUAUGUCUCUACUAUGCACAAAGCUAUGAAUGGAGUCGAUAACUUUCCAUAUUACUCCCCGACCCAUGUACUCAACACAUUUGGAGAAGACAAACUCAAAAGAGUGCCUCCGUUUGUUUUGCUUCAUGGCACCGAUGACAUUAUUGUCCCGGUUAAGUCUUCUACAAAGUUUUCUGACCUGCUGUGCUCACUGUCGCUGUCUGUGGCACUCUUCCGCCUGCCCAGAGUCGACCACACUGAAAUGGUCACUGACAUCAUGGCUCCGGACAGACCGUUCUACCACAGCAUCUACACCUGUAUCAAGCAGGAGUACAGCAAACUCAUUAAAGGCCCUUGAUACGCAGGAUUUGUAUUACUCCUUAAUCACACAGUAUCUCAGUGUCGUAACCGGUGGGGUUGGGUGGACCAAAGACGUGCAGACUCGGGGCAGAUUUACAGUGUUAAUUACAAAAUAGUGAAAUACAGUUCAAACACAAUAAUUAAUCCAGCGGGGAACAGGAGCCAGAGCCCAGGGCAGGAUCCAGGAGCGGAGCGCACGGUACGGCGCCAGAGCGAGGUGCAGAGGAUGAGCCAGGAUCCGGGAACGUGGGCCACAGAGGCAAAGACCAGUAGACCAGAGUCAGGGAAAGGAGCAGGGUGCAGGGCAAGGUCCAGGGGCGUGGUGUGCAGGAGACAAGGUGAAACCAUACCAGGUCGGGGAAGCCAGGCGGGAGCGGAGCCGGGAGUGCAGGAGCUGGAGCAGUGCAGGUGACAGGAUC
Messenger RNA from Periophthalmus magnuspinnatus, 1674 nucleotides. RefSeq lists its product as uncharacterized. Lineage: Eukaryota; Metazoa; Chordata; Actinopteri; Gobiiformes; Gobiidae. The transcript is spliced from 9 exons. The record is from RefSeq and is a predicted model, not a curated record. Bases 141 to 1253 code for a protein of 370 amino acids.